This is a messenger RNA of Colletotrichum truncatum, 1842 nucleotides long. RefSeq names its product protein kinase-like protein. Lineage: Eukaryota; Fungi; Ascomycota; Sordariomycetes; Glomerellales; Glomerellaceae. The record is from RefSeq and is a predicted model, not a curated record.
AUGUACCAGCCAAUUCUCUGCCGGUUGGGGCCGGUGACUGUCCAGGCUGUUCUCCGUUCCAGCACUUUCUCUCGUUUGUCACACAUCCCUUGCGACCGACCAUCUCCCUUCCAAAUACUCAGCCGUUCCCGAUCACCCGUCGGAGCUCCACCGAUCGCUACAGUACUCCAGCAUGCCAGAUCUAUUGGUACCCGCCCCCGCGUAGUAGAGCUGGGCACUACGCCUGGCCCGUCCAAACCCACUACCACUCCCCGGAAGCCAAGGCGCAUAUUCCGAAAGCUGCUGUAUCUACUAGGAGGCCUGGGCCUAGCAGGAUAUGCUACCGACCGGUUUUAUCUGGGGAGCGUAGGUAUGCGUAGCGUCAGGGCCUACGGGACCAUGGCUCUCGUCGGCCUCGACUACAAGCUGCACUUUGGAAACAAUCCCUACAUCGCCGGCGUCCCGGUCGAGGUACUGCACGAUCGUAAUGCCCGGCGCGUUUGCGACAUGCUGAAGCGCAAUGGCGGCUUGUAUCUUAAAGCUGGCCAGGCUAUAGCCAUGCAGGGCAGCGUGCUGCCCGACCGGUACCAGCGCCUGUUUUCUGAGAUGUUUGACGAUGCCACGCCCGCUCCAUGGUCCGACAUCGAGGCAGUCGUCAGAGAGGACUUUGGGCAAACCGUAGACCAAUUUUUCGGUCCUGGUGUCGAGCGCGACCCUCGUGCAGCGGCCUCCAUUGCCCAGGUCCAUUAUGCUCGCUUGUCAGACGGUCGUGAGGUCGCCAUUAAGGUGCAACGGAGGCAAAUUGCCGCCCAGGUGUCAUCAGACCUGUCGACGCUCAAGCGCAUGAUCGAAUACACGGCCGAAGCAACCUCGAUCCCCAUGGGGUCGCUCGGUGGCUUCGUCAUGAACCAUGUUAUGCAAGAGACGGAUUUCGAGCAAGAAAAGGCUAAUGCGGAGCGUCUUGCGGCUUUCAUCCAAGAAGACGCACAACUACGUGACCGCGUCCACAUUCCCAAGGUCCACCAUGAUCUGAGUUCAAAACGCGUUCUGACGACCGAAUGGAUCCACGGUCUGAACCUGUGGGAGAAAGAGGGCAUCUCAGCGCCGUAUACGCCGGGAGGUAACGGCUUAGGUCUCAAUCUGGGCGACGUCAUGGAGACUGUCAUUGAGCUCUUCUCGGCCCAGAUGUUCCGCUACGGAUUUGUGCAUUGCGACCCCCAUCCCGGUAACAUCUUUGUGCGGCGAUUGCCCUCGGGCAAGCCUGAGAUAGUUCUGCUCGACCACGGCCUCUACAUUACUCUCUCUGAAGACCUGCGACAGCAGUACGCCCAAUUCUGGAAAGGUCUCUUGACACAGGACACAGAGAGCCUGACAAAGGUGUCAAAGGCCUGGGGUAUGGAAGAUCCGGAGCCGUGGGCUGACGCGUUCACGAUGAGCUCCAAGAAGCUCGACAAAGCGCGCAGCGACGAGACGCCGGAGGAGCGCGAGGAGCGAAUGAUUGCCGAAGCUGCUGGCUAUUUUGGAACGGACGGCCUGUGGCCGCCUGAGCUUGUCUUCUUGGAGCGCAAUCUCGGUCUGGUACAAGGCAGCAACCGCUUCCUUGGAUCGCCUGUCAACCGCGUCAAGCUCAUUGGCGUCGCGGCUAUACGCUCAGUGGAUUUCGGUAGGCAAGAAACUGUGUGGAAGUCUUUCCGGGCCAGCUGGUCGCUGUUCAUGCUGGACUUGGCUUUCUACAUCAGCAGCGCCAGGCAAUACUUUGGCUACGGUGGUGGUUUUGAAGAGGAUUUGAAGGAGGAGGAGGACAGGUCGGCGCGAGAGCUGAAGGAUACUUUGGCAGUCAUGUUGGGCAUCACUGUAGACUAG